This is a messenger RNA of Nerophis lumbriciformis (worm pipefish), 1524 nucleotides long. Lineage: Eukaryota; Metazoa; Chordata; Actinopteri; Syngnathiformes; Syngnathidae. The record is from RefSeq and is a predicted model, not a curated record.
AUGGAGCAUUCGUACAAUUCUAUAAAGCUUGCACAUCAAGCUCGAGAGGCGGACGAGCUGCGGAUUGAGAUGAGGAAAAGAAGCCUUCUGAUCCUGAUCUACCAACAUCUAAUGAGGCAAGGCUUUGUGGCCACGGCAGUGGCCUUGGACCAGGAGAUGAAUGGCGGCGUGAAGAAGUUUGAGGUUUGUGAAAAUAUCGAUUUGGAGAUGGUGCUGAUGGAGUACGAGAGCUAUCACUAUGUCAAGUUCCAGAAAUAUCCCAAACUUAUCAAGAAAGUAGCAGAACCAGGUGAAAGCAGAUCUCUUAAAAGUGCUGGAAAAAAGAGGGCUGCUUGUUCAGCUGUGAAGCCUCUUCCCAAAAUCCAGCCUCCUAACCUUGGUGGAGACUCAAAAGGGAACGCUGUUGUUCCUGCACGCACCAGUGGUGAAGGUUUAUCUUGCACCACAGAAUUGUCAGAAUUGAGUCUCAGUGUUCACCCCAUCAUUUCUGCACAAGCUGGAGUGACACCCGUGAUCAAGAAGGGAGGCGUGGGAGGUGAAGGAGACAGCGAAGAGGAACGGCUGCUGAAGCCCCUUAGUGGAUUUUCAGGAAUGAGUGGUGAGAUGAAAGAACUUGCCACAGUUAUCAAUAAGGACAUCUUUUUGCACAACCCCAACGUGAGGUGGGAGGACAUCAUCGGCCUGGAGGAUGCAAAGCGAUUAGUCAAAGAGGCCAUCGUCUAUCCCAUUAAGUAUCCCCAGCUUUUCACAGGACUCCUUUCUCCGUGGAAAGGAUUGUUACUCUAUGGCCCCCCAGGUACGGGUAAGACCUUGCUGGCCAAGGCAGUGGCUACUGAAUGUAAGACAACCUUCUUCAACAUAUCAGCAUCAAGCUUAGUAAGCAAGUGGAGAGGAGACUCUGAAAAACUGGUCAGGGUUCUAUUUGAAUUGGCACGGUACCACGCCCCCUCCACUAUCUUUCUUGAUGAGGUAGACUCAAUGAUGGGCCAGAGAGGAAGUAACAUGUUAGGCGAGCAUGAGGGCAGUCGCAGGUUGAAGGCAGAGCUGCUGGUCCAGAUGGACGGACUGGCGAGAUCAGAAGAUCUUGUCUUUGUACUAGCAGCCUCCAAUCUGCCUUGGGAACUGGACAACGGCAUGUUAAGAAGACUAGAAAAGCGGAUUCUGGUUGGUCUUCCUCCUCCACCGGCCCGUGAAGCCAUGAUUGCCCAUUGGCUGCCUCCGGUCAACUCUACAGGAGAGUUCCAACUAAAAGCUGAGCUCGACUAUCAACUUCUGGCAAAGGAGAUGAAGGGGUAUUCUGGCUCUGACAUUCGGCUAGUGUGUAAGGAAGCAGCCAUGCGACAAGUCCGCAAAGUCUUUGAGUCUCUGGAAUCAAAUCAGGAUGGAGACACAGGCAUGCUUGCGAUCAGACUAGAAACCGUGACAACGCAAGACUUCCUUGAAGUCCUGGCACACACAAAACCAUCAGUCAGUGGCGUGAUGGAGAAACACACAGCCUGGGAGAAAGACUUUGAAUCCGUUUGA